This is a messenger RNA of Heterobilharzia americana, 495 nucleotides long. NCBI's taxonomy places the organism in Eukaryota, Metazoa, Platyhelminthes, Trematoda, Strigeidida, Schistosomatidae. The record is from the annotation of a GenBank genome assembly.
AAUAUGGUUAUUGUAAGUGCCAUAUAAUUAAUUCUAUUACAAUAAUAAAUCAUGAUAGGAAGUGAUACUAAGAAAAUUAUUGCAAUCGAAGGAAAACUGCUUAAUUUAUGUGAAAAUAACCAGAUAUCAGUUGAAGAAUCGUCGGAAACUUGGGAGCAUCUUACAGCUGUUCCCCUCCCCAUUGUAAUAGUCCUCAAGAUUGCUCACUCGCAACACCACGUGGGAUCGACCCCAUGGUCGUCACUGUCUAGUCACUGGUUCACUAUUACCCACUUCUGUGAGAUUACGGUAAAACAUAGUCAUCAUUCAAUGCCAUUGACAAUAUAUGUUCUGAUACUCUACUUGACUAGUCCCAUGCAUCACGAUUUCGCACUCAAAUAUUGAGAAAUCCAUCUUGUAGCAAGUCAUCUAUGACCACCGAAUGGUCAUUUAAGUGUUAAUUCGUAGCGACUUUUUAUAUGAAGUAACUUUCAUCACGGAAUAACGUAAAUUGGG